Molecule: messenger RNA, 10954 nt
Organism: Scylla paramamosain (green mud crab)
Lineage: Eukaryota; Metazoa; Arthropoda; Malacostraca; Decapoda; Portunidae
Exons: 21
Coding region: 1-9978 (3325 amino acids)
Source: RefSeq, a predicted model, not a curated record
AUGACACAGCCACCUACACAAGCUCUCAAUGGGACAGGCCAGUGUAAUGUAGCACAAGCAGACAUAACUGAGAAGUCCCAUUUAAACAUUCACUACCUGGACGUGGAGGUAAGUAUGGAGAGUGUGGGUCAGGCGGGGCCGUGGCGCACUGAGGGAGUGGCCAGGGACCACACCCACAGCAGGAGACUUAAAACACACCUUGUCACCAGUCCACCCAUGAGCAGUCACCAAGGCACAGGUGGAUGCCAGUUAGCUGUAAAUGCCAUGCCUCUACAGUGUUGCCUUUAUUACCAGAGUUUGUGUCUGAAAGUGUCCCUCACAUUGGAGGGAAUUCGAAACAAUGCGACGGGGCGAGACGAGCAGCAGAUGUUGGACGUGAUCAACGAAGUCGUCUCAUCAGCGCUGCGUAACUCAGUCCUCGAGUUCAACUUCCAGCCGAACCAGACAUUUCCGAGAUUCCGACGAGCCCGACAGGUUCCCGAUCCCAUCAUCCCUGUGGGCUACGACUCUAUGGUACGUGAGAAGCAGACUCAUCCACCCUCAGUACCUCGUAAGACCCCCAAAGCAGAAUUUGUCCCUCUUCACAAUGAGAAAAUAGAGCCAGCCGGGGAGUCCUUCACAGCCCUCACCUUCUCUAAUCUCACCUCAAGUGAAGAGCAACUCAUAGCAAGAAACCUCAACAAAUACCCAUCUCUGGAGAAUGCAGACAUGGCACCUGAAGAAAUAGAGGAAUUUUGCAAGACUUGGCAAGAAAACUAUGUGCCGGCCAAGGACGUUCCUCCUCCUACUGAAAAACCAGUAGAAGAGGAGCCUCCACCAUCACCCACUGCUGCCAUCAACUCUGACCACCAGCAGGAGAGUGAAGCCAAGACCCAAAACUUUGUCCUCAUGGUUUCCAGCAGAUCAAAGCUCAUUGACGAACCCAGGAAUGCCUUGCUCCUACACGAUGACAGAAUGAAUGGGGAGGAGGAGGAGGAGGAGCUGGCAGAUGUGAUACCACAGAGACCGAGAGACGAGCCUUGCUUGAGGAAGGAAACGGGCAGCCCUCUCCUCCUGGGAACGCCGAGGCAGGACAGCCUUGGUGAUGCGGAAGACGAUGAGUUUGAAGACGCGAAGCUACAGUUUGAUAGGCUGGAAAUCCUUGACAAACCCCAGAUUAGCGGCACGCUGGGGCUCGGACCACUCCAUAAGGGACCUUUCGUAAGUGAAGCAUGUUGUGUGGGAGUGCAGGUUGGUGUGGCUGCCCAACUUCCUCAGCUUGACCUUAGAAUUGAGACUGCAGCUGUUGGUGGCAGUGUGGCUUGUGACCUCCCUGAGUAUGACCAGGAGGCCUCUGCCCGAUCCCCCUUACCGCCCUCGCUCCAUAACCAGCCAUCCAGCGCCACUACCCCAGAGUCUUGUGUGGAUGAUGUGUCGCGUGGACCAGAGGAGCUACCCAGCCCUUCCCCCAUCCACUCCCUCUCCCCUGAGCCAUUCAUACCUGCUGCUUCUGGUGUGUUCCACUUGGUAGAUGAUAGCAAUAAUGAGCGUGGUGUAGCAGAGUGGGAGCAACAGGUAGUAUCGGCGGAUGAGCGCGGUAGCAUCCAGUCCUCUCAGCCUAGUGGUGUAGUAGCAUGUAUAGAGCUUGGCAAAGGUAGUGUUCUGGAUAGGAAGGACUCAGGGGAAGCUGUUUCAGAGGGUGAGGAUCAAAGCUGCUCUGAUUCCACAGUGCAGGAUCAGGAUGUAGACCCAGCUCUGGCAGAUAAAGGAGAGAUUUGUCCUUUAGAUACCAUUCCCAGCCCAGAUAACAGUGAUGGUGAGUCUCUAGAGGAAGGGAACUCACCUCUUGACUCACACACUGACUCCAGUAACAUUUUAGAAAACAGUCAUGGGUGUGAGAGUGAGAGUGAAGAGAGGGAAGUAGGUCCAUUGGCAGAAAAAGAAAAAGAGUCAAAAUUAAAAAUAUGUCUGAAUGAAUUUACAGAGAAUUUAUUUAGGCACAUUGAUGUGGAGGACUCUGAGCUUUCCAUACCUGAGGAGCGAGUGGAAGAUCUGCCCUGGGAGGUGGUGGAUGUGUAUGAGCCAGACAGUCCACCCAUGUCCCUGCCCAGCCCAAGAAGAGAGGGAAGCAAUGAUGGGAGUGAGGAGCUGGAGGGGCCGGACACACCCCCAGCCAUUGAUACUGAAGAGCCAGAUUUAAAGGAGUAUUGCAAUGACCCUAAAAUAGAAAGUGAAAACUGCAUGAUUUCUUCUGUCAUUGAUGAAGUGGCUGAUGCUGAAGACCCAGAAUCAGAGGAACAUUGUGGUGACCCAGAAAGAGAUACUGAAGAGAAUGGUGAUGAAAACUACAUGAUUUCUUCAGGCAUUGAUGAAGUGACUGAUGCUGAAGAGCCAGAACCAGAGGAACAUUGUGAUGAUCCAGAAAUAGAAACUGAAGACAAUGAAAGCUACACAUCUCCAGAUAUUGAUAAAGUAACUGAUGCUGAAGAAUCAGAAUCAAAGGAGCAUUGCAGUGACCCAGAAAUAGAAAGUGAAGUGCAUGACAACGGAAGUUACUUGAUUUGCUCAGAAGAAAAUGAGAACUUCAAUGAGAACUAUUUCCAUGAAGAGGCCACAAGUUUCAAGCAGACUCCAGAGAAUCUUGAGAGAGUCCUAGAAGGUGACACAGAAUACAGAGAAGAAAAAGAAGAUAUCCAGACAGAGGGAGAACUAGAAGAACUUAAAGAAGGUUCUGGUUAUAUAUACUCUGAGGAAAAGAAAGAGGAAGAUGCCCACACAGAAAAGGAAAAACCACAAGAAUAUAAGGAAGACUCUGGGUAUAUAUGCACUGAAGAGACACAUGCAUACAAAGAGGAAAAAGACAGUCAGACAGAAGAGGAAGAAGCACAAGAAUAUAGGGAAGACUCUGGCUAUAUAUGCACUGAAGAGACAGAGACAUACAGAGAGGAAGAAGAUAGUUUGUCAGAAGAACCACAAGAACAUGAGGAAGACUCUGGUUAUAUAUAUGCUGGAGAGACAUAUAUACACACAGAGGAAGAUAAUCAUGAAGACCCAAAAGAAUCACAAGAAUAUAAAGAAGACUCUGGUUAUAUCUGCAAUGAAGAUAUACAUAUACACAGAGAGGAAGAAGAAAGUCAGACGGAAGAAGAAGAGCCAAAAGAACUUGAAGGAGACCUUAAUAAGAAAUAUACUGAACACACAUAUACAUCCCAAGAUACUCUGACAGAAGAUUCUAGAGAAGGAUGCAUUGAAGAAACACAUUUAUACAGGGAAGAUGAAGAAGUGCAAACAGACGAGGAAGAGCUGGAUGAACUUAAAAAAGACUCCAGUGAAAGAUGCCUUGAAGAAACACAUUUAUACAGGGAAGACAAAGAAGAGACUCAAACAGAAGAGGAAGAGCUGAACGAACCUGAAAAAGAUUCCAAUGAAAGAUGCCUUGAAGAAACACAUUUGUCCAAGGAAGAUGAAGAAGGGACUCAAACAAAAGAGGAGGAACUGGACAAACCUAAAAAAGACUCGAGUGAAAGAUGCCUUGAAGAGACACAUUCUUACAGAGAAGACGAAGAAGACACUCAGACAGAAGAAGAAAAAGAACUGGACAAAGAAGACUCAAGUGAGAGAUACACAGAAGCAACAACAGUAAAUAACCUUUCUCUGAUGCCUCACAGUGCAGAAUCUUCUCCCAUUUUCCUUGAUGAAAAUGGUAAUGGUGUUGGAACUGACGUGGACAUUGAUGAAGAUAACAAUAUGGUGAGUGCAGAGAAAGACACUGAUGAAGAUGAUGUGAUGGAAAGUACCGAGAUGGAAGUAGAUGAUAGCUUAGUUACUGCUGAGAAAGAGACUGCUGAUGAUGAUAUGGACAGUAACAAAAUGGAAGUUAGUAUUAGUAAAGAGGUAGAUGAAGAUGACAUAAUGAACAGUACUGAGAUCGAACAUGAAGAAAGGUUUGCCAGUGCUGAGAAAAAGGUUGGUGAAGAUUAUACAGUGAACAAUACUGAGAAAGAACUUGAAAAAUAUAUUGAUGUUGAGAAAGAGGUUGAUGAAGAUGAUACAAUGAACAAUUUUGAAAAAGAAAUUGAAGAAAGAUUUAUCAUUGCUGAGAAAGAGGCUGAAGAUGAUACAGUGAACAGUAUUGAUGAAGAACUUAAAGAAAGGUUUGUCAGUGCUGAGAAAGAGGCUGAUGGUAAUGAAACUGAGAUCAAACUUGAUUAUAGUUUUAUCAGUACUGCAAGAGACACUGAUGAAGAUGAUACUGAGACAGAACUUGAAGACAGAUUAGUUGAUGGUAAUAAAAAGACUAAUAAAAAGGAGACAGAGGUGAGAAGUACUGAAAUAGAACAUGGAAAUAAGAAUGUCAGUACUGAGGCAAAACUUGUUGGUAAUCUUGUUAAUAAUGCGGCAGAGGCUGAUUUCUUUGACAGUGGAAUUGGCCCGGAAAUAGAGCAUGAUGAAGAUAAUUUGGUUAGUAUUGGACAUGAUGAAAGUAAUAAGUUUGGCAUUGCUAUGACAGAACAUGAAGAUAAAGAGACUGUUACUGAAACUGAUAAAGAAAUCAAUAUGGCCAGUACUAAGACAGAGCCUGAAGGAAACUUAGUGAGCAGUAAGAAAGAUGAAUAUAUUAACCUAGGCAGUGCUAAGAGAGAACAUGAAGAUAAUGAGACUAAUACUGGUAAAGAUAUCAACAUGGCCAAUGCUAAGAUAGAACCUGAAGAAAACAUAAUGAACAGUAAGGAUAAGGAUAUUCAUUUAGCCAGGGCUGAGUUAGAGACUGAGGAUAAUGAGAUCAGCACUAAGAUUUGCAAAGAUAAUGACAUCACUAAGAUUGAACCUGUAGAUAUUGAGGUCAGCACUGUGACUAAUGGAGAUAUGAGUGUGGCCAGUACUAAAACAGAACCAGGAGAUAAUAUAAUCAGUACUGAGACUCAUAAAGCUAUAAAUUUAUCCAGUAUUAAGAUAGAACCAGAUCAUUUGACUAGCACUGCAGAUGAUGAAGAUAUUAACACUGCCAGUACUGAGAUAACACCUGAAGAUGAUAUAAUUAAUACUGAGAUUCAUAAAACUAUAAAUAUGCCUUCUGUUAAGGUACAAGCUGAAGACAAUUUGACCAGCACUGAGGAGGAUGAAGAUAUUAACACUGCCAGUACUGAAAUAACACCUGAGGAAUAUUUGGACAGUACAGAGGUGGAACUUGAUCAAGGGAGCAAUAUAGGCAAUGCUGAAACUGCAGACGAAAGUAAAGAUGUGGUUGAUGCGGAGAUGAAACUUAAAGGUGAAAAUAUGCCCUGUACUGUUACUGAAAUGAAAACUGGUAAAGAUAGCAACAAAAUCUUUACUGAAACAGAACUCGGUGAAGAAAACGUGAGCAGUAUCAAGACGGAAGGUAAUAAGGAUGAAGAGAUAACAAAUACAGAGGUAGUUGUUAACAAGCUCUGCACUGAAAUGGAGACUGAUAAAAAUACCAAUGAAGUCGUUACUGAAAUACAACUUGCUAAAGGUGACAAAGGUAUUAUUGAGACAGAUAUUGAUGAAGACAUUAAUGUGAUGCAUACAGAGACAGUUGUUGAUGAGGAUACCAGUGGAGUCAGCAGUGAGACAGAAUCAGACAGAGGAAGCCACAACAUCAGCACUGAAAUAGAAGUAGACAACGAUGAACUCAGCACUGAAGAAGCUAAUAAAGACAGUAGCUAUUUAGUCAGCACACAGACAGAAGUUCCUAAUAAAAAGACAAAUACAGUAAGUAUUGAAUUUGAUAAAGACACAGAUAUGAUUAACAUUGAAUUUGAUGAAGCCAGUAAGGAGGUUGGUGCAAAGACAGAACCUGAUGAAUGCACAGUUAUGAUCAACAGAGAGGUGGAGACGAAUGACAGAGGCAGUGAGGGAAACAGCCGAGUGACAGAGGUUUAUAAAGAAGCUGAUGGAAAUGAAAACAACAGAGAUAUAGUAAAUAGAAUUGGUGAGAGCCAAGAGAUAAUACUAGUAGAUAGGGAUGUAGACAACCAAGAGACAGAAAUAGUAGAUAAGAAUGGUGACAGCCAAGAGACAGAAGUAAAAGAUAGAAAUAUGGACAAGCAAGAAACAGAAGUAGACAAAACUGUAGACAACAAAAAAACAGAAGAUAAAAAUUUAGACGACCAAGAAACAAAAGUGAUAAAUCAAAAUACAGACAGCCGAGAGACAGUAGUAGGUGGGAAUCUGGACACCCAAGAAAGAGGAGUAGCACAUAAAAACGGGUUCAACCAAGAGGUAAAACUACGGGAGAGGAACAGGGAUGGCAAUAAGAUUCAGCGUCGAGUGAGCUCUGCAACUGACCUUGACAAAGUGGCACAGUUACUUAUACAUAAUGGAGACACAAAGAGCAGUGCUACAAUGAAGCCUCCCCAGAAAAACACUAAUGGAAUCCACCUAGAGGCACAGCUUGACGGAUAUGGCGCACAAGUAAACACAGAGACAAGAUUUGAUGGAGGGAGUAACAAAAAUGGACAUGCGGUGGAAAUUCUUCAUAGAAACAGCAAUGGAAUAAACAGUAAGACAGAACUGAGCAGGAGUGUAGACAGCAAUGACACGAACCUUAGCAAAGCCAUGAAAAGCAAAUAUGAAGAAGACAAGAAUGAUGACUCAGAGACAGAAAUUGAUGAAGAGAUUAAGAAUACAACUAGCAAGACUGUUCAUGGCCAAGCAAGCAGGAAACACAUUACUAAACACCAAUACCGCACCAGACACCCAAUAGACACAUACUCAGCAUCUGAACAAGAGGAGGAGCAUGACCACUUUGACAUGACACUCAGGAGAGCACGUCGCCAAAAACUCCAAGUCACCUUCCUUGUCUCAGACUCAGGGGAGGACACAUCUGUCAGCAUCUCCUCCUUAGAAUCACUCAACACACAACUCCAGGAAGCAGAGAAGAAUAACUAUUACAUCUCCCUAAGAAGUCCUUCAUUCUGGGACGACUCAACCACUGAUGCAAACACUGAUGAUGAAUAUACAGACCCUCGUUUGUUACCCAAGGAUCCAUUCUCGCCAGAAGAGGAGGAUUUUGGGUUCUCGGGAUACACAAGCCAGCACAGUGCAUAUGAUUCCAUGACAGACUCUGAGGUGGAAGGAAUCACAGGCAGAUACACUAAGGGAGCACCAGGAGGAUUACAGAUGAAACAAGAGUGGAGGAAGAGUGACAUUGACUUGAUUGCUGAAGCUGAAGUGGACAAUGAUGAUGGUCAGGUGAUUGCUGAAGCUGAAGUGGACAAUGAUGAUGGUCAGGUGACACCAACACCUACACCAUUCCAAGAUGAAGGUUCACAGUCUUAUCAAGAUAACAUAGAAAGUCCAGCUGAACGCUCUGAAGCAGAAUGUGUGCUAACUCAGUACAAGCUAGUAGGUGCUAGUCAAAACGGUGAAGACCAGACCUCACAUCAAGACACCCACCAACCCUCUAGUCAGGAAAAAGAGGACAUUUCAACAAAAGACAUAACAGAAAACUCUAGUCAUGAGGAUGCAUUGCAAGACAGAGUAGCUAAUCUUCAGGAGCCUGGAGGUGAUACCAAGACAAAACAACAGAAGCAGGAGUAUCUUGACACUUCUAUGACAGGUGAUGACUCUACAGGACUGAAGAAACCGAUAGAACUCACAGAAGGAGAGGGACAAGGAGGAGGAGGAGGAGAAACAACACUAACCACCGGACCCAUGAACGUGGCUACAUUAACGCAUACUGACAGCACUGGUGCACUAACACAGCCACAGGUCAAACCCCACACAGGGCAGUGGGUUGACGGAGGGGGCGAUGGACCAGACCACCACCCCCCUGUCCCCGGCUCAACCCUGUGGACCAGACACCUGCCUUCGUACCCAGUUUAUGGCCCGUAUUCUGUGAGCACGCCCUCACACUCCACCACCAGCCAGCCCAUGGGUAUUCCAGGGCUCAAUGGCAAGCGGCUCCUCGUCAAGAUCGUGAAGGCAAUGGGUGUGGGCUGCGAGAAGCCUGUGUUUGAGGCCUACUCGGUGGUGGAGAUGGACGAGCCGCCUCAAAAGUUCACUACAUCGGUGGUCAAAGACACCAACUCCCCCUUCUGGGAUGAACAGUUCCUCUUUGACUUGAGUGGAGGUACGUUGGAGCUUCUCUUUGAACUAUAUGACAAGUCCAGCGGCACCUUCCUGGGGCUGGGCAUUGUGGGGAUUGAGGAGCUGGUGGCCACACCCUCCCAGCGGCAGAUCAUCCCAUUGCAGUCCAGGCCGUACGAGAAUGAUGAGGUGUCUGGAUCUCUGACUGUGGAGUUCCUCUUCCUGGACCGAGCUGAUCUGCCAGAGCACACCCUGCGAGCCAGCACCACCAGCAAGAGUGUCACACCACGGGGAGACCUCAUCACCACCACCACCACCACAUACAUCAAGGCUCCCGAGGCCCAAGGUGCUGCUGGGAGGGGAAGUCCCGGGUCGUACCGAAGGAGAGAGUCCUAUCGAAAGGCCAACAACAUUCGAUCAGAUCCCCCCAUUGCAGAUGUGGUGGUCAACGGAGGCGAUGGCGUGGCAGCCGCUGCCAUCCGGGACAUUGAAGAGAAGACCGUGGUGACCAACAAUGCUAGCAGGUCCACCAUGAUCAUCCAUGCCUCAAAGAAGGAAGCAACCAAGAAAGUCAUUCAGGUCCAACGCGCACCCAGUGGAGAGUACGAGGAGGUGCUCUUGCAGCCUGACCAGGAUGGGCAAGGCUACAUGGCUGAUGACCUGUACAACCUCACCAUGACGGCCACCACCACCGGCACUCCCACCAUCACCACCACUGGCGCCAGCACUGCAAUGCCCAGCACCACCACCACCACCACUACAGUUGCCACCUCCUCUGUGCCGCCCUCCACUGCAGCAAGCACUACAGAGCCUGCAGAAGAUGAAGAGCGAGGAAGGAGCAGAGGCGUCCGACGUAAGAGAGAUUCCUUCUUUGGAACCCUAAAGAAGAGGUUCAGCCGGUCCAAAGUGCGCUCCAAAAGUAUGGAUCCCGGCAUGAGAGAUUCAUCACUGGAGCGGGACCCCUCGGUGGGGCGCUCCAUCUCCAUGGAACGGUCCUCCACUCUCAACAGAGCCUCGGUCCCAGACGAGGCCCAACCUGGCACACCCUCCACCCAGGACAGUGCUGAGCCAACCCCCGCCCACUACCUCUACCUCUUACAUGCCCAACGGCUGCUGUCAGUGCCAUCCGGGGCCGGGGGUGACGCGGGUUCCACUCGGUCAUCCCUCAGCGAUGCCUCAGCCAUCAGCGGGUCCUCCACACGUACUUACGUCAAUGAGGCAUCAACGCUCAUCAUUGAAACCAGCGAGAACGGUGUAUUCAAGCACUACCUCAUCCCUUUAUCACUGCAGCAGAAGAGCAAAUGGAGGAAGAAAGGCUUGAAGCUUCACAUAUUUGGGGAACACACCUUCAUAGCCAAGCAUAUGUCCAGCUCAACACAGUGUGAGGUGUGCCAGAAGACCUUAGGGCGGAGAUUUGGCAAGCAGGGUUACAUAUGCCGGGAUUGUGGCUACAAGUGUCACAAGCCGUGCCACGUCAAGACAGAGAUCACCUGCCCUAACUCCACUGUCAACAACAUGGAUCUCGUGACUGUUGGAGACGAGGGCAGGGAGGCCUUUGCCGGGAAGCGUCUUAGGUGUUCCCAGACCCUUGCAGGCUCCCCUUACAAAUCCCUUCCUACUAUUAUUGAAAACUCAGUCACUGAUGCUCCUAAAUGUGACCCUUCCCUUAACCCUAAAAAUGGAGCCCCUUCUCUGGACCCCAAACCAGAGGAAGGUGGCAGCAACAGCAAUAAUAACCAGACCAGUUAUAUGGCCAAGGUGCAACGUUCAGUUUCCUUUGGUCAGGAGAGAGUCAGGCCCAUAAUCACUAUUCACUGUGAAAGGCUGGACUCUGCUCUCCCCCCUCCGUCACCGUCACGCCCCCCUGCCUCCCCUGCUGUGAUGGAUAUCCUCCUGCCUGUUCUUAAAGUGGAAAGUUGUGAGAGUGAUGCAAUGCAGCAGAGAUGAGGCCAAAAAACUUUUAUAUUAAACUAGAAAAGUUUUGUUAGCUGUGAAGUUAACCAAUAUACUUUUUCUUGUCUUUUUUUUCCUUGUUGCAGUAUUUUGUUACCUAUGAACUAUUGCUCUUCAUUUCUAUUAGUUCAGAUUUUUCUUGGCCAUGAAUAGCAACAUAAAUUCCUCCAUCUCCUUUCUUUCUUAACCCUUAGACUGAGAAUGUCUUAAGAAUAUGGUCAACUUUACUGCUUCCCAUCUCUUCCUCUUACUCUCACACCUGCCACUCUUUUCUCCCCUUUCACCUCCAUGUCUGCCCUUCCUUCAUUUCCUCUUCCCACUUUCAUGGCUGGGCAAGUGUAAAGUAGCUAAAAACAUUAAUCUUGUUGUUGUUCAGCUUCAUAAAUGUUUCACAGGCCACAAGGUCUACAUAUGUGUAGCUUAAAUUACUGUUUUGUAUUAUUUAUAUAUGUUUUACAGCACUUUUCUAUUCAGACAUAAUAUUUGAGUGAAUCUUAAAGUAAUUACAUGAGCUAUGAUAGAACUGUAGUAGAGAGUAAGCUGUGCAGGAUGUGUGGAGAAUGAGAAAAAGUAAAGAAAUUGAUAUUAUAGAAGGUGACAUGAAUCAGUAAAGGAUAAUCUAGUAAGUCACUUAUCAAUAGUACAAGAAAAUAGCAUGUGUUAUGAUGCAAGUUUGCUGUGUGAUAAUAGAAUAGUAACACAUUUCACUAUGUAGGUUUGUGUAAAAUUAUACUGCUGAAAACUGUAUGUUACCUUGAGUUUGAUAUGUUUUGACUCAGGCAUAGAACAUGGGAAUGCUGUGAGUGACGGGUUAAGUGUUCUUGUGAGAGAGUUUAAAGGCUUCUGUGAUUAAGGCUUAAGAUCUGUAAUGCUGAUGGAUUACUAGGGAUAAACAAGGCUAUACAUGACAAUACUGCACCUGUGUCAGUGUAAUUAUACAUUCAGAAAAAUCAAGGCAGUUUACUUACUA